GUAAUAUGAAAAGUGUUGGGUCGUCCCUUGUAGUGAAGUCUAUCAAAAUCAUUGCUUUUGGAGUUCCAAAGGCUCAAUAAUUGAGAUUUUCUUUGACACAGCUAGGUGGGGAAGCCAUGGCUGAAGAGAGUGUCGUUGAGUCUUGCGAUUUGCCUGCGAAGAGGCAGAGGGAAGACGAAGAGAAUGGGGUCUCUGCUUCUACCGUUUCCAUGGAGACAGACAUGAAUGGUGGCAAGCAUCCUGAUUUUAUGUCUUCAGUGAUUCCUGGCUGGUUCUCCGAAGUUAGCUCAAUGUGGCCGGGAGAGGCACACUCUUUAAAAGUUGAAAAGAUCCUAUUCCAAGGGAAGUCUGAUUACCAGAAUGUGAUGGUCUUCCAGUCAUCAUCAUACGGAAAGGUUCUUGUUUUGGAUGGUGUGAUUCAGCUCACUGAAAGAGAUGAAUGUGCAUACCAGGAAAUGAUCACACAUCUUCCUCUAUGCUCCAUUCCAAAUCCCAAAAAGGUUUUGGUUAUUGGUGGGGGAGAUGGUGGAGUCUUGCGGGAAGUUGCACGGCAUUCUUCUGUUGAGAAGAUAGACAUUUGCGAAAUUGACAAAAUGGUUGUUGAUGUUUCCAAACAAUUUUUCCCUGAAGUAGCUGUAGGGUUUGAUGAUCCACGUGUAACACUUCAUAUUGGUGAUGGAGUUGCCUUUUUGAAAGAUGUUCCUACAGGAACUUAUGAUGCAGUUAUAGUUGACUCAUCUGACCCUAUAGGUCCUGCUCAGGAGCUUUUUGAGAAACCCUUUUUUGAGUUGGUUGCGAAGGCUCUUCGUCCUGGAGGAGUUGUGAGCACUCAGGCUGAAAGUAUAUGGCUUCAUAUGCAUAUUAUUGAGGGCAUUGUUGCCAAUUGUCGCCAGAUAUUUAAAGGCUCUGUUGAAUAUGCUUGGACUUCAGUUCCCACAUACCCAAGUGGGGUAAUUGGUUUUAUGCUUUGCUCAACCGAAGGACCUCCUGUCGAUUUCAAGCGUCCAGUGAACCCCAUAGAUGCUAAUGAUAAUCAGAAAUCAGUAAGGCCGCUCAAGUUUUACAACUCUGAGAUUCAUGCAGCGGCAUUUUGCCUGCCAUCGUUUGCCAGGAGAGCGAUCGAUUCUACAGCAAAUUGAGAAUAUUUUCCAGAUUCUGGAGGAGCAUGUUAACUGUUGCAGAAAGCUACCUUCCCUUUCUUACUAGAGUGGUUUGCCUAUCAAUGAAUCACCAAAUAAUUUAGGACUCGAAUUCAACAUCAGCUAGUAAGACUUAUGCAGAGGAUACUUGGAAUGAACUAACCUAUGUUUCUUUAUGAAAAAAUGAUUGGUGAUGUUGGAAUUAGUUGAGCUAUUAAUAAACCUUCUCGUUUCAUGCCAAUUGUUCACCUUCUUGUUCAAAUAAGAAUGCAUUCUUAUGAUUUGCUAUCUGUCUUGCUUGCUACUGGCUUAUGAACGAUGUGGUUAGUCAAUUUUUGUAUUCUGCUUAUUAUCUAUCA
This is a messenger RNA of Neltuma alba, 1498 nucleotides long. Its product is annotated as spermidine synthase-like. Gene Ontology annotation, molecular function: spermidine synthase activity. The coding region runs from base 117 to 1139 and encodes 340 amino acids. Gene Ontology annotation, biological process: spermidine biosynthetic process. The transcript has 10 exons. Gene Ontology annotation, cellular component: cytosol. Lineage: Eukaryota; Viridiplantae; Streptophyta; Magnoliopsida; Fabales; Fabaceae. The record is from RefSeq and is a predicted model, not a curated record.